GUUGUCAUGGGGGGGUGGUGGCGCUUGGUGGCUACUGGCGGUCGAGGUAGAGUCAGUGGCGCUGGAGUUGGUCGGGGGCAGCUGCAGAUUUGGAGCUUAAGCAGCUUCUUCCAGAGAAGAGGACCAGUGUAGCCACUGUUGCAACCAAGAUCUGGGUCAGCAAUUUCUCCAGACAUCUCACUUAGGACAGAUGAGGAAACUGAGGCUUGGUGAAGUUACGAAACUUGUCCAAAGUCACACAGCUUGUAAAGGGCACAGUCGACAUUCAGAGCCAGGUUGUAAAAAUUAAAAUGAACAAACUACGGCAAAGUUUUAGGAGAAAGAAAGAUGUUUAUGUUCCAGAGGCCAGUCGUCCACAUCAGUGGCAGACAGAUGAAGAAGGGGUGCGUACUGGAAAAUGUAGCUUCCCAGUUAAGUACCUCGGCCAUGUAGAAGUUGAUGAAUCAAGAGGAAUGCACAUCUGUGAAGAUGCCGUAAAAAGAUUGAAAGCUCAGGAAAGGAAGUUCUUCAAAGGCUUCUUUGGAAAAACUGGAAAGAAAGCAGUUAAAGCAGUACUGUGGGUAUCAGCAGACGGACUCAGAGUUGUGGAUGAAAAAACGAAGGACCUCAUAGUUGACCAGACAAUAGAAAAAGUUUCUUUCUGUGCUCCAGAUAGGAACUUUGAUAGAGCCUUCUCUUAUAUAUGCCGUGAUGGCACCACUCGGCGCUGGAUCUGUCAUUGCUUCAUGGCUGUCAAGGACACGGGUGAACGAUUGAGCCAUGCAGUUGGCUGUGCCUUUGCGGCCUGUUUAGAACGGAAGCAGAAACGGGAGAAGGAAUGUGGAGUGACUGCAACCUUUGAUGCCAGUCGGACUACUUUUACAAGAGAAGGAUCAUUCCGUAUUGCAACAGCCACUGAACAAGCAGAAAGAGAGGAGAUCAUGAAACAAAUCCAAGAUGCCAAGAAAGCUGAAACAGAUAAGACAGUUGUUGGUUCAUCAGUGGCCCCUGGCAACACUGCCCCAUCCCCAUCCUCUCCUACCUCUCCCACUUUGGAUGCCACUGCCUCUCUAGAGGUGAACAAUCCUCAUGCCAUCCCACGCCGGCAUGCUCCAAUUGAACAACUUGCCCGCCAAGGCUCUUUCCGAGGAUUUCCUGCUCUUAGCCAGAAGAUGUCACCCUUUAAACGCCAACUAUCCCUGCGCAUCAAUGAGUUGCCUUCCACUAUGCAGAGGAAGACUGAUUUCCCCAUCAAAAAUUCAGUGCCAGAGGUAGAAGGGGAAGCAGAGAGCAUCAGCUCUUUGUGCUCACAGAUCACUAAUGCCUUCAGCGGACCCUCUGAGGACCCCUUCUCAUCCGCCCCAAUGACCAAACCAGUGACAGUGGUGGCACCACAAUCUCCUGCGUUUCAAGCAAAUGGCACUGACUCUGCCUCUCUUGUGCUUGCUGCUAAGCCAGCCCAUACUGCUCUAGCACCUGUAGCAAUGCCUGUGCGUGAAACCAACCCUUGGGCCAGUGCCCCUGAUGCUGCUAACAAGGGAAUUGCAGCCACACAUUCGGGGACCGAAUGGGGUCAAUCUUCUGGUGCUGCCUCUCCAGGUCUCUUCCAAGCUGGUCACAGACGCACUCCCUCUGAGGCAGACCGCUGGCUAGAAGAGGUGUCCAAGAGCAUCCGGGCUCAGCAGUCCCAGGUCUCACCUGCCCCUCUGCAGCCAGUUCUCCAGCCUCCUGCACCCACCGCUGUCUCCCAGCCAGCACCACCUUUCCAAGGAAAUGCAUUCCUCACCUCGCAGCCGGUGCCAGUGGGUGUGGUCCCACCCCUGCAGCCAGCCUUUGUCCCUGCUCAGUCCUAUCCCAUGGCCAACGGGAUGCCCUAUCCAGCCCCUAAUGUGCCUAUGGUGGGCAUCACUCCCUCCCAGAUGGUAGCCAAUGUGUUUGGCACUGCAGGCCAUCCUCAGGCCACCCAUCCCCAUCAAUCACCCAGCCUGGUCAAGCAGCAGACAUUCCCUCAGUAUGAGACGAGCAGUGCUACCGCCAGUCCCUUCUUUAAGCCUCCUGCUCAGCACCUCAAUGGUUCUGCAGCUUUCAAUGGUGUCAGCGAUGGCAGGUUGGCUUCAGGGGACAAGCACACAGAGGUUCCUGCAGGCACCUGCCCAGUGGAUCCUUUCGAAGCACAGUGGGCUGCACUAGAAAGCAAGUCCAAGCAGCGUACUAAUCCCUCCCCUACCAACCCUUUCUCCAGUGACUUACAGAAGACAUUUGAAAUUGAACUUUAAGCAGUCCCUAUGGCUUAUCUAUCUUGUCCAUACUUGGGCAAGUGUGGGGGUGGAGGUCAAAGGAGCAAAGGAGACUUUGUCUUCCUUAUCAGUACAUUUAACAAUAAUCCCAAAGGUCCCAAGGAACAAGUCCAGGCACAGAGUGCUGGGAAGGGUGAUUUUGAAAGAAGUGGGGGAAGCCAUUCCAAGAGAAGAGCUAACUUGCGGUUAGGCUAAAGAAAUCAAGGAAAUAUUGCCCUCUGUUCCCCUCUCCACCCCCUUACACAUCUCUGGAAACAGAGAGGCAAAGUAUCUGAACAGGAAUCUGUAUUCAAAGCACAUUUACUGGAAUAUGAAACACACAACAGGAAGCAGAAUGAUCUCCCUUUGUUUUUCAGGCCAUUCACCUGCCACAACUUAGUACUGGCCUCUCUUAGAGAUCAAGGACAAGGUGGCUUGGGCUGAGGCUGGGGAAGAGAGGCAGGCUGUGCUCUCAGAGUUCCUGGGAAGCACAUUGUCAACUGCCCAGCAGAGCUAUGUUUCGGGAGUAAAAUUGAGCUUCCAUUUUAAGUAACAGAAUAAAUAUUAUAAAUAUAUAUCAAAAAAAAAAAAGCCAAAAUCUUUAUUUUUAUGCAUUUAGAAUAUUUUAAAUAGUUCUCAAUAUUAAAAAGUUGUAUGAGUUGUAAGUAAUUUUGCCAAAGGUAAAAGGGUUAGCUGUAAGAAAUUGUACAUAAGAUUGAUUUAUCAUUGAUGCCUAUUGAAGUAAAAAGAAGAAAGGUUGGAGAUGCAGACGGGAUCCCUAGCUUGCUCGGUAUCAUUCAUUGUAAGUAGCACAUUGCAACAACAAUCAUGCUUAUGACCAAUACAGUCACUAGGUUGUAGUUUUAAAUAAAGAAAACGAAAGAGCAGUAUUGUUCUGGUUUUAAACCUACGGUGAAAUUCUAAUGUCAUUAUUUUAAUGGAAUCAUCUAAAUAUGCUCUAUAGAGAAUAUGUAUUUUUCUUUUAUAUAUUGUUGCGAUUUCCUUAUGUUAAUCCUUUACUUUUUUUUUUUUUUUUUAACACUACGGUGACAAUUACAUAAUCAUAUCCACAGAAGGGAACACAGGCUACUGUGUUAGUUUGUAAUGUGGUUCUUAGUUUGAUGAGUUUUGUUUUGUCCUUUACAUUUUGUCCUCUGGAGUUCUGUGGGAAUGGGGAUUCUGGUUCUAUUAGCUUUGUGUGUGUGUGUGCAUUUUCCCCAUUUUGGUUAGCAAGAAAUCCCAUUCCCAGUUGCAGCCACUUGACCUCUGGUAGCAACAUGAGAUCCCAUCUCAUUUUUACUUUAAAACGUUGGCCUUACAAUCAAAUGUAAGUUAUAUAUAUUUGUACUGAUGAGAAUUUAUAAUCUGCUUUAACAAAAAAUAAAUGUUCGUGGUAGAA
Choloepus didactylus (southern two-toed sloth) is the source of this 3654-nucleotide messenger RNA. RefSeq names its product NUMB endocytic adaptor protein (gene NUMB). The transcript is spliced from 13 exons. NCBI's taxonomy places the organism in Eukaryota, Metazoa, Chordata, Mammalia, Pilosa, Megalonychidae. The coding region runs from base 291 to 2255 and encodes 654 amino acids. The record is from RefSeq and is a predicted model, not a curated record. Gene Ontology annotation, molecular function: cadherin binding.